Mustela erminea (ermine) is the source of this 2080-nucleotide messenger RNA. It is a transcript of the gene B4GALT4, whose product is annotated as beta-1,4-galactosyltransferase 4. The record is from RefSeq and is a predicted model, not a curated record. Lineage: Eukaryota; Metazoa; Chordata; Mammalia; Carnivora; Mustelidae. The transcript has 7 exons. Bases 260 to 1294 code for a protein of 344 amino acids. Gene Ontology annotation, biological process: carbohydrate metabolic process. Gene Ontology annotation, molecular function: glycosyltransferase activity.
GGGGGCGGAGCCCGUACUCGGGAACCUCCUCCUGGGCGGCGGGGCGGCCCCCAUGGCCCCUCUAGCCUCCUCCCCUUUAUCCGGGAGGCGCUCACGGCGGCCGCGUCUGCGAGGCUGCUGGAACAGAACUACUGAGCAAAAGCGGGUGUCCUGUCCCUGGUUGUUGCCAAAUUUGCCAUUGGCUUGGGAAAGUAGAGCUUGAAGCUUCCCGCCUGCAGUGAAGCCGAGAGAGAUACAUACUGCUCACAGUAUAACAGACAUGCGCUACCUGCUGACUUUCCACCUCUCCUACAAAGUCCGGUUACUGUUGCUUUUUCUCCUGUGCCUGACCGUGGUGGGUUGGGCCGCCAGUAACUACUUUGUGGGGGCUAUUCAAGACAUUCCUAAAGCAAAGGACUUCAUGGCUAAUUUCAACAAGGUCCUGGUUUGGGGGAAGGAAGAAACUCUGACUAAAGAAAACUCUGUGGAAAAAGCAGACUUGGAUGACUGCCCUUCUGUGUCUCCGCACCUCAAGGGCCCGAACAAGCUCGUUUUCAAACCAGACCUCACUCUGGAGGAAGUGGCGGCAAAAAAUCCCCAAGUGCACAGAGGCCGGCAUCACCCUGAGGAAUGUAAGGCCUUACAGCGGGUCGCCAUCCUCAUUCCUCACCGGAACAGAGAGAAACACCUGAUGUACCUGCUUGAACACCUUCACCCCUUCCUGCAGAGACAGCAGCUGGACUAUGGUGUCUACGUCAUCCACCAGGCUGGAAGUAAAAAGUUUAAUCGAGCCAAACUCUUGAACGUGGGCUAUCUAGAAGCUCUCAAGGAUGAAAAUUGGGACUGCUUUAUAUUCCACGAUGUGGACCUGGUGCCCGAGAACGACUUGAACCUCUAUAAAUGUGAGGAGCAGCCCAAGCAUCUGGUGGUCGGCAGGAACAGCACAGGGUACAGGUUACGUUACAGCGGAUAUUUUGGGGGUGUCACUGCCCUCAGCAGAGAGCAAUUUUUCAAGGUGAAUGGAUUCUCUAACAACUACUGGGGAUGGGGAGGCGAAGACGAUGACCUCAGACUCAGGGUUGAGCUUCAUAAAAUGAAAAUAAUCCGGCCAAUGCCUGAAGUGGGUAAAUAUACCAUGAUCUUCCACACUAGAGACAGAGGCAAUGAGGUGAAUAUAGAACGGAUGAAGCUCUUACAUCAGGUAUCACGAGUCUGGAGAACAGAUGGGUUGACUAGUUGUAUUUACAAAUUACUCUCUGUGGAUUAUAAUCCUUUGUAUACCAACAUCACAGUGGAUUUCUGGUCUGGUGCAUGACCCUGGAUUUCUGGUGACAUUUGGAAGAACUGGAUAUUUUAUUGCAAUAAUUUUGGACUAGAGACUUUCCCUAGUAGCACACAUUAAGAACUGGUCACAGCUAAUGACUGAGCUGAAUUUUUCCUUUUUGUAUUUUCUUAGCAGAGUUCCAAGUAACAGGGACUAUAGAACAGUUGUAAGAAGACAGCUUUCUUGGUUGGUUUGCUCCUGGGGGUUAUUAAAGACUGUAAUACACAUACAUGAAGGGCUGAGUCCACAAAGAUUGCUCGAGGGAUACCAUGAAGUCUACUUGAAAACUUGGACUGAAAGAAAUUUAAGUUUGAAGUGAUCCGUGACGGGAUCAGAAAAGCCCACAGGAAAUAGGAUUGCUGAGUGGUCCAGAGAACUGGAAUUGUUCUCAUCUGAGGUAGAAAGGUACGAAGUCUAUCUGUUUACUCAUUUAUCCUGCAUGGUCCUCUGAGAAGAGUUGGGUCCCAGGUGAGAAGAAGGCCCCAGAAGAGAGGAGAAAGGCGAAGAAUCAAGAUGCUGUGAACUUGGGCAUGAAUGUCGCGGGAGGCCAGUGUCAGAGGAGUGGCCGCCGCUGCUGCUGGUCUGUGGCGAGCGUCCCCUGCCCACAUAAUGCCUCCCAGGAAUCGGCCAGCAGGACAUACGUUAUUUACUACUUUCUAAAGUAUUUUUGUAAAAUGAUUUUGUACAUGCAGGAUAUGAAUUAGCAGUUUACAAAUCACCUAUUAACUAGUCAUAGAUCGAAAAUACCUCUGUAGUAAAAUAUGAAAAAAAGCUGUG